ACUGUGCGGAUCAAAAUAGUCGUGUUGUCGAGUUGGAAAGUAUUGCAGAAAUUUUACUCUUUUUACUAAGAUAUCAAGCUAAGAUCUCUCUAAAAUGGUCGAUGAAAGCACCAGAAAGACUCUAGCCAGCAUUCCCUUGCUGCAAACGCGCGCGGGUCCGCGUGACAAGGAAUUGUGGGUGAAAAGGCUGAAGGAAGAGUAUCAAUCCCUGAUAAAGUAUGUGUCCAACAACAAGGAUGCUGAUCUGGACUGGUUCAGGCUGGAAUCUAACAAGGAGGGCACAAAAUGGUUCGGGAAGUGCUGGUACAUUCACAAUCUUCUCAAGUAUGAAUUCGACGUGGAAUUCGAUAUUCCCGUGACUUAUCCAGCCACAGCCCCUGAAAUUGCGCUCCCGGAAUUGGACGGAAAGACAGCCAAGAUGUACAGAGGAGGGAAGAUUUGUCUGACGGAUCACUUCAAGCCACUCUGGGCGAGGAAUGUGCCCAAAUUUGGAAUUGCGCACGCAAUGGCACUCGGGUUGGCUCCCUGGCUCGCUGUCGAAGUGCCAGACUUAAUCGAGAAGGGCGUGGUGAAGUACAAGGAGAAGGAUGAAAAGUAAUUCAUCAGCAUUUAAAGUAUGUUUUCCAUGCGAUUUAUAUUGUGAAAAUUAAUUAUAUUGCCUGAA
This is a messenger RNA of Phlebotomus argentipes, 664 nucleotides long. RefSeq names its product ubiquitin-fold modifier-conjugating enzyme 1 (gene Ufc1). Bases 95 to 598 code for a protein of 167 amino acids. NCBI's taxonomy places the organism in Eukaryota, Metazoa, Arthropoda, Insecta, Diptera, Psychodidae. Gene Ontology annotation, molecular function: UFM1 conjugating enzyme activity. Gene Ontology annotation, biological process: protein K69-linked ufmylation. The transcript is spliced from 4 exons. The record is from RefSeq and is a predicted model, not a curated record. Gene Ontology annotation, cellular component: cytoplasm.